CCUCCCCGACAGGGGCGGGGCUGAGGGAGAGAGUGCCACGUCCCUAGUGCGGCGCUUUGUGAGGAGCAGCGCCGCCUCCUCCGCCGGCCGGAGCCAUGGGCGCCUCGCAGAGCGUGGACAUCCCCGGCGGAGGCACCGAGGGCUACCAUGUCCUGCGGGUACAAGAAAAUUCACCAGGACAUAGGGCUGGACUGGAGCCAUUCUUUGAUUUUAUUGUUUCUAUUAAUGGUUCGAGAUUGAAUAAAGACAAUGACACACUCAAGGAUCUGUUGAAAGCAAAUGUUGAAAAGCCUGUAAAAAUGCAAGUGUACAGUAGCAAAACGCUGGAACUGAGAGAAACAUCAGUAACUCCCAGUAAUAUGUGGGGUGGACAGGGCCUGCUGGGAGUGAGUAUUCGUUUCUGCAGUUUCGAUGGAGCCAACGAAAAUGUGUGGCAUGUAUUGGAAGUCGAAUCAAAUUCUCCUGCUGCACUAGCAGGUCUUAGACCACAUAGUGACUAUGUCAUCGGAGCAGAUACUGUCAUGAAUGAGUCCGAAGAUCUGUUCUCUCUUAUUGAAACACACGAAGGAAAACCAUUAAAACUUUAUGUGUACAACACAGACACGGAUAAUUGUCGAGAGGUGAUUAUUACCCCCAAUUCUGCAUGGGGUGGAGAAGGCAGCCUAGGAUGUGGUAUUGGCUAUGGGUAUUUACAUCGGAUACCUACACGUCCAUUUGAAGAGGGAAAGAAAAUUUCUCUCCCUGGGCAAUUGCAUAGUGCACCCAUCAGUCCACUCAAAGAUGGAUUUACAGAGGUUCAACUGUCUUCAGUUAAUCCCCCAUCCACAUUACCGCCUGGAACAACAGGAAUUGAACAGGGUGUGUCAGGACUGUCCAUUAGUUCAACCCCUACGACAGUCAGUAGUGUUCUCAGUACAGGUGUCCCAAGAGUACCAUUAUUGCCACCACAAGUAAAUCAGUCCCUGAGUUCAGUGCCACCAGUUAACCCAGCAACUACAUUACCAGGUGUCCCAACAGUACCAUUAUUGCCACCACAAGUAAAUCAGUCCCUGAGUUCAGUGCCACCAGUUAACCCAGCAACUACAUUACCAGGUCUGAUGUCAUUACCAACUGGACUUCCUAACCUGACCAGUCUAUCCAGUCUGAAUUUACCUGCACCACCCAUCAUUCCUGGUGCUGGAUUAUCAGAUAUCAUACAUCCUGGUUUGCCACCGCUUCCUUCCUUGCCACCUCUAAAUCUAUCUGGAAUCACACCUCUCUCAAUGCCACCUGAGUUUCUUGCACAAUUUCCUUUGGUCACAGAGGUAUCUACUCCACCUGCAGAUCUGCUUCCCCAUAGCACUACUGUAAGUGUAGAACAAACCUCUGCAGUCACCUUGGAUACUGCUAUCCCCACUUCUAAGGCAACUCCUGUUGAUGACCGAUCAAAUGAAUCUACUACAGUAAAUGAAAAAACAUCCGCAGUCACAGCUGUACAUACUUCAGAAUCAUCAUAACUUCAAAUCAUUCUGUUGGAGUGUCUUGGUAAAUUUAGCCAUGGGAUGCAUAUUUGAAGAUGCAAACUACCAUUAAUUUCAUAUUAGUUUGUACUUUAUCCGUAGGAGUCCUGUAAAUAAUACUGAGGAUAAAUAAAUAUAAGGAAAUGGGAUUUAUACUGUGUGUUGAAUGGGAGGGGAAGAAAAAGGCUUGUAUUUAAAACAACCAAAAAGAAACAUCAUGGUAGUAAAAUAGACUUCCACUGCCCAACUUGCAGGUUUAACAGGCUGACAGCCUCCACAACUUUUGCUUCUGUUAGAAAUGAAGCAGGUUUGUGAGACAAUUACAUACCAUAUUUCUUGUUCUUUUCAAGUAUAGAAACCUUGUGGCUACAGUGGGGGGAGGGGGGAUAGGGAGGAGUGUUUACUUUUGUUUUAGUUGUAAAUUUUAGCAUUACAAAACUUCCAACUAAAAAUGUUUUAUUAAAGUUACUGAAUGAUCUAUCAAUUGAGCAUCUUUUCAUUCAGCUUGUAUGCAGAUCUUUAUCUUAAACUUUUAAGAAAAAAUAGUCGGGCAACAUUUUGUAACUGCUGCUGGAUUGCUUUACACCCCCACUGUAUAAUGGUCUUUGGAAGAAAAUGAAUGUUAAAUGUUGCACAGUUUUAAACCAGAAGGUGGCACUUUGACUAUUGUAAGAUAAGUUACAUAGAGGAAAACAUACAUACAGCAAUAAAGUCCUGGAAUUUUAUUCUGAGACCAAAAUAGCACAAUAUUUUUGUUCAGUGGGUAAGACGUGACAACUUUCUGUUCACUUUUCAGUGACUUGUUUUUUCUCUAUCCUAGAGAAAAUAGGGUUUCUUUGUCACACAAAAGGAUGGGAGGCAUGACCUAGUACUAGUGAUGCAUUUAGCACUGGUAAGUCUCAUCUCAGAAUGAUCUUUGUGGCACAGACUUGCAUUUCAGUUGCUUCUCAGGAUGAAGGGGCUUGUUUUGACUCUGUUACAUCAAUAAAGUGCUUUACAAAAUG
Emys orbicularis (European pond turtle) is the source of this 2503-nucleotide messenger RNA. It is a transcript of the gene GORASP2, whose product is annotated as golgi reassembly stacking protein 2. Gene Ontology annotation, biological process: Golgi organization. Gene Ontology annotation, cellular component: Golgi apparatus. Gene Ontology annotation, molecular function: protein binding. The record is from RefSeq and is a predicted model, not a curated record. Bases 96 to 1496 code for a protein of 466 amino acids. The transcript is spliced from 11 exons. Lineage: Eukaryota; Metazoa; Chordata; Testudines; Emydidae.